Molecule: messenger RNA, 1834 nt
Organism: Gekko japonicus
Lineage: Eukaryota; Metazoa; Chordata; Lepidosauria; Squamata; Gekkonidae
Gene: NCAPH2
Product: non-SMC condensin II complex subunit H2
Exons: 16
Coding region: 1-1683 (560 amino acids)
Biological process (GO): meiotic chromosome condensation; mitotic sister chromatid separation
Cellular component (GO): nucleus; condensin complex
Molecular function (GO): chromatin binding
Source: RefSeq, a predicted model, not a curated record
AUGGCGGCGGCUGCGGAGGAGGCGGAGGCGCGCUUCCUGCCCUUCCUGCAGCCCAUCCGCGACCUCACCAAGAACUGGGAGGUGGACGUGGCCGCCCAGCUGGGCGAGUACCUGGAGGAGCUCGAGCAGAUAUGCAUUUCGUUUGAUGGCGGCAGAACCACCAUGAACUUCAUAGAGGCGGCGCUGCUGAUCCAAGGCUCCGCCUGCAUCUACAGCAAGAAGGUGGAGUAUCUCUACUCUUUGGUUUACCAGGCGCUCGACUUCAUCUCCAAUAAGAAGCGGGAGAAGCAGCCAGCGUCUGUGGGAGAAGAUGGAGCGGAUGCGGAUGUCAGUGCCGAUCCCGAAUCAGAAGAGGAAAGGUUCCUGUCCUUGGACGACAUCCAAGAGAGCAGCAGAGCAUGCACGGACCUGAGGGAGAACCAUCGGCACAGUGCUGUCAGCAUCGUCCCCUUGACGCCGAUGGCCCUCGUGCCCCCAGAAGAGGCAGAAAAGAAGGACAACCCCCUGUUCAGCCGGAAAGGGGAGAUCUUGGCGAGCCGGAAGGAUUUCACGAUGAACACCUGCACCCCCCAUGCCAACGGGGCCUUCAUGGUGGAGCUGGCAGGACUUUCGCCCACUCAGUGCCCACCGGGGAGGAACGGCGAAUGGGGCAGCGGCGGCAACUCUGAGAUGCUGGACCCCUGGCGCAGCCUCGACCCCUUCAGUUCCUUGGAUAACAAGCCCCUGAAGAAAGGGAAGCCGUUCACAGUGCCCCGGAGCCUGGACGACCUGCCGGGCACCAAGCGGAAGAGGAGGAGGUCCAGCAAGCUGCAGGAGUUCACAAAGUGGUUCUCGGCCACAGAGCACGACAGAGCCGGCAUCCAGAAGAGCAAGAAGAAAGGCCCCACGUUUGCUGAUCUGGAAAUCCUCUACUGGAAGCACGUGAAGGAACGGCUGGCUGCCCAGCGGAAGCUGCAGAGGCGGAUGGUAAUUGCGGCGGUGGGGAGGCCGGCUGGCUCGAGACGGGGAGCCCCUUCCUUUCCGGGCAGGGCCGGGGUACGGGAAACAGCGGUGCCCAUGGGAGAAGGGGGUGCGCCCAGCCCAGCCCUGGGUGCUGCUCCUGGGCACCCUUCUCAUCUGACGGCUUGUCGGCGCCCAAGCGAGAUGAGACGGUAUGAUUAUGUGGAGCACGAUGACAUCCCCGCGCCGGGAGCUGCAGAGGAGGAGGAGGCGCCAGAGGCCGUGAUAGGUCUCAACGAAGUCCCCGACUGCCUGAGUUACGAGGAACUGGUGCGGAAGAACGUGCCCGGCCGGGGGUUCAUGGCCCACUCCCAAAAGUAUGUUCGAGAGACGAUGCUGUCGCAGCGCAUCCGGGACUGGGAGGAGAAGAUGGGGCCGCAGCUGGAGGAGCAGGAAGCCCAGGGACCCUUCGACAUCCACAGCUACGGGGACCGCUUGGUCUCCCGCCUGGGCCAGGUGGGCGAGUGGCGUUCCUUCGCCAGCCUGGUGGCCGGGGAGCCCGCCUUCGAGGUGUGUCGCUGCCUGCUGGCCUCCCUGCAGCUGGCCAACGAUUACACCGUCGAACUCUCCCAGCGGCCCGGCCUGGAGGAGUCGGUGGACACGGUGGCCUUGCGCCUGCUGACCCAGGAGAGGGCCCACCAGCGCUUCCAGACCUACACGGCCCCCUCCCUCGCCCAGCAGUGACACCCACUCCCCUCUCCCACCGUGCAAUUAUAUCUAUUCUCCUUGUACAGGCCCCCCCAUCCCCCCCCCGCUCUGGGACCUCCUCUCCGCCGCUCUCCUCGCGGCCCUGUGCCUUGCUGCAAUAAACUGCAUUUUGGUGUAUCGCAGACCG